UGGUUGUUGACAGUGACAGUUUUUGUUUGUGGUCAAGUCAAAGUUUUUAAAUGUUAACCCCAAUUUAGAAUAAUUAAACUUACAUAGGCCUACGUUCAUUUUUGUUUGUUUCAAUUAAACAAGCAAUAAGAUGCAGCCUAGCUAGCCUAGGUUUUUUUUUUUACCAAAAAGAUGGUUCAAUAUAGGCCUAGGCUAUGUUUUGAGCGUUUCUUGUGUUUUCUUUAUGGAGUAGAAAAUAUUAAAUUAUAAAUUGGUUUCUUUGUGGAUUUGGUGUUAUUUAAGUUACAAUGUAAGUUUUAGGCCUACCUUUUUAAUUGUUAUUUAACUUACAAGACUCUAAAUUUGUUUGGAGGCCUAAACACAAGUUAACCCAUUUUGGAAGACUAUUUAGAAAUGAGUGCUAAUAUAAAUAAAGGCAGGAGGAGAAAUGUUUUACCAUCACCUUAUUUCAAGACUGAGAGUCAUUUGCUAACUUCUGCUGCUCAAAGCAGCACAAUAACAAGUGAUAUUAUUAGCAGUUCUAAAAACAAGGGAAAAAUCAGCAAGUCUUCGGUAGAGUCUAACAGAGAAGAUCCAAGACUAGGCCUACCUUUUUCUUUCUUUAAUACACCUUGUGUAGAGUUAGCAAAGGCACUUCUUGGGAAAAUAUUGGUUCGUAAAAUGUUAAACGGUGUUUUAUUGAAAGGUAUAAUUGUAGAAACGGAGAGCUAUUUAGGAGGACUGGAUAAGGCCUCAAUAUCAUAUGGUGGUAAGAUAACUGAAAAAAGCAAGCCAAUGUACAUGAAACCUGGAACUACCUUUGUUUAUUUAACUUAUGGAAUGUAUAAUCUCAUAAAUAUUUCAAGUCAUGGUGAUGGCGCAGCUGUUCUGCUAAGAGCACUAGAUCCUAUUGAAGGUUUAGAACUCAUGGCAACCAACCGAAAUGGAUUUCAACCUAAUAAAAAUAAACCUAAAAAAGAAUUAAAAGAAAUUCCAUCUCAUCAGUUAUGCAACGGUCCAGCCAAGUUAUGCAUUUCAAUGGGCAUUACAAAAGAAAAGUGUAAUAUGCAGGAUUUGACUACUUGGAGUGAAAUGUGGGUUGAAUCUGGUGAAGAUAUACCUGAAGAGCGGAUUGUUAAAAGCUCUAGAAUAGGUAUAGAUUCUGCUGGAGAAGAGUGGGCCAAAAAGCUUCUGAGAUUUUAUGUGUUAAAUAAUAAAUCUGUCAGUAAAAGGGACAAAGUUCAAGAAAGUUUAUUGCUUUGCACAGACUGAGAGUUAAACACAGUUUAAAGCCAUGGUUGAAAUAAUCUGUAAAUAUACCUUCUUUUACACACGGGCCAACAGUUAAAUUAUGUCCCUUAUUUAUGAAUUGAUAAAUAUGUCAAUAACAUUAUUUUUUCUCUAGGGGUUCAAAUAAAUACAAAGUUGUUGUA
Molecule: messenger RNA, 1412 nt
Organism: Macrosteles quadrilineatus (aster leafhopper)
Lineage: Eukaryota; Metazoa; Arthropoda; Insecta; Hemiptera; Cicadellidae
Exons: 2
Coding region: 394-1251 (285 amino acids)
Biological process (GO): base-excision repair
Molecular function (GO): alkylbase DNA N-glycosylase activity; DNA binding
Source: RefSeq, a predicted model, not a curated record